AUGGCGUUUGAUAUGAAAAGAAGCAAGAACACUAUGGCUAUUAGGAUAUUAUUAUCAGAGCGUUUCAGCUGCAGGGUGAAGGCCCUUGGUUUCCUAUAUGCGGCAGGAUUAGGGGUGAAUUCGAGUCAAGCAAAGGCGUUGGUGUACUACACCUUUGGAGCUUUGGGUGGAAACCUAGUUGCACAUAUGAUCCUGGGAUACAGAUAUUGGGGAGGUGCUGGGGUUCCUCAGAGCUGUGAAUCUGCUCUCACUCAUUACAGACUGGUGGCCAAUCACGUGGCCAGCGAUGUGUCCCUGACAGGGGGCAGCGCAGUACAGCGGAUCCGGCUCUUAGAUGAGGUGGAAAAUCCUGGUUCUAGCAGUGGAAUGCUAGAGGAGGAUUUAAUCCAGUACUACCAGUUCUUGGCUGAGAAAGGAGAUGUGCAGGCCCAGGUUGGUCUGGGCCAGUUACACUUACAUGGAGGAAGAGGUGUUGAACAGAAUCAUCAGCGAGCGUAUGACUAUUUUAACCAAGCAGCAAAUGCUGGGAACACGCAUGCAAUGGCCUUCCUUGGAAAGAUGUUCUCUGAAGGCAAUGAAUAUGUUUCUCAAAACAAUGAAACAGCCCUGCAUUAUUUCAAAAAGGCUGCGGACUUGGGUAACCCGGUUGGCCAGAGUGGUCUUGGUAUGGCUUACCUGUAUGGAAGGGGUGUUCCUGUGAAUUAUGACAUGGCACUGAAGUUUUUUCAGAAAGCUGCAGAGCAAGGCUGGGUGGAUGGACAGCUACAGCUGGGAACCAUGUACUACAAUGGCAUUGGAGUGAAGCGUGAUUAUAAGCAGGCUCUAAAAUUCUUUAAUCUGGCAUCUCAAGCCGGCCACAUCCUUGCCUUUUAUAAUCUGGCCCAGAUGCAUGCCACAGGGACUGGAGUCAUGCGUUCCUGUCACACUGCAGUGGAGCUCUUCAAGAACGUAUGUGAGCGAGGUCGCUGGUCUGAGAGACUUAUGGCUGCGUAUGGAAGCUUUAAGGAUGGCGACAUGGACUCUGCUCUAGUGCAGUACCUACUGCUGGCUGAACAGGGCUACGAGGUCGCCCAGAGCAAUGUGGCCUUCAUCCUUGAUCAGAAGGGGUCACAGAUUUUCAAUGAGAAUGAAACAUACCCACGGGCUUUGCUCCACUGGACCAGAGCAGCCGCCCAAGGCUACACAGUAGCCAGAAUCAAGCUAGGUGACUAUCAUUUCUAUGGCUAUGGCACUGAUGUGGACUAUGAGACUGCAGUCAUUCAUUAUCGUCUGGCAUCAGAACAACAGCACAGUGCACAAGCCAUGUUUAACCUGGGCUAUAUGCAUGAAAAGGGCCUUGGCAUCAAACAGGACAUUCAUCUGGCCAAGCGUUUCUAUGAUAUGGCUGCAGAAACCAGUCCUGACGCCCAGGUGCCUGUAUUCCUGGCCCUUUGCAAACUGGGCCUCGUCUAUGCACUGCAGUUCCUGCAGGAUCUCAAUCUGAAUGAGCUUCUAUCUCGGGUGGAUCUUGACCAGUUGCUGGGUCCAGAGUGGGAUCUCUACCUCAUGACUGUCAUUGCUUUGCUCUUGGGCACAGUAAUCGCAUAUCGACAGAGACAGCACCAAGCAGGACCCAGAGUCCCUCCAGCACCUCCUAGACCUCCAGCCCAACCUGAGCAACCUGCCGCAGAGCCUGAGGAACAAUGAAAGAACAGGAAUCAGGGUAGAGGUGACCAAAUGGACUAGGAUUAAAGGAGAAGGAUGAGGCCUUCCAGCAUCUCCUCUUCCCAAAAUCAACCACUUACACCUCCACCCAGCUGUGGUCUUCAAUCCCCAAAAGAGCUGCCUGAACUCUUGUUGCCCUCUCUAGUCUUUAAACUGUGGAGUUCAAGCUUGGGAAAAAGCAAUGACAGAAAAACUAGACUAACUUCUACAAUAUCUUAAACAUACGCCUCAGGGAUUUGCCAGGUGAACUGACAUUUGUGCAAAUCAAUGCUCACUAUGUGGGGAAAAAGAAAAUUUUGCUGAAUGAAUUCCAGUAGUUGCUUCUGCUUUUUGCUUGCCACUGUGCUAAAAGCCAAGGAUAGGACCUGUUGGUUCUGUGCAAUCCUUUCAAACACUCAUUCAGAUAAUUUUUUUAGGAUCUGGUACAUAACACGGGCACCAUGCCUCUUUGGAGUAUAAAGUGAGAUGUGUGCUGUGCUCUGAAUUCAAUAUGUAAAAGGUUCAUAGUAUAAGCAUGUUUUAUUUACAUCUGUUAUGUUGGACUGAGUGGCUUGCUAGCAGAUUUAUUGGGUUCGCUAAUACCUUUUUUUUUAACUUUAUCUAGAAAUUUAUUUAUAAUGGCAAUAUUUGGACAGAAAUAGCUUGCACAUAGAUGUACAAUUAACAUGUCACUGUCUUGGCUAAAAAGAUGCACAAUACAAAUAAACAAACUACACCGUAAUCUAAGGUUUGCAGUAAAGAUCUUAUCUCUCAAAUAGCUUUUCAUUGCCUUGAACACUCAUUGUUGAAUCAUUUAGAAAAAUACUGCCCUUUACCUUUCAUUGUUACAAAAGAGUCUCUGUGGGAUGUUCAAAGAAAGGAAUCAUUGCAAAUAUAGCUGGUGUCUACUAACUGUCAAGUUGUUAAAGCACUAGGAGAUUCAAUUCAAAUGUUUCCAAAAGAUGAUUUAUAUACUUUCUUCCUCUGCAUAUAGGGUUGGCUAAAAUGCUUAAAGAUAUAGUUCACCCAAAAAUGAAAAUUCUCUCAUUUACUCACCCUCAUGCCAUACCAGAUGUGUAUGAAUUAUUCUGAACCCAGAUUUUUAAAAGAAUAUUUCAGCACUUUAGGUCCAUACAAUGCAAGUGAAUGGUGAUCAGAACUUUGAAGGUAUAAAAUGCACAUAAAGGCAGCAUAAAAGUAGUCCAUGUGACUCCAGUGGUUUAAUCUAUAUCUUCAGAAGUGAUAUUAUAGGUUUGGGUGAGAAACUGAUCAAUAUUUAAGUUAUUUGUUACUAUAAAUCUCCACUUUCACAUUCUUUUGUUUUUGGAAGUUCACAAUCUUUGUGCAUUUUGCCACCUACUGGGCAGGGAGAAUCAUUUAUAGUAAAAAAGGGCUAAAAUAUUUAUCUGUUUCUCACCCACACCUAUCGUAUUGCUUCUGAAGAUAUAGUACUACUGGUCUUGGGUGGAUGACUUUUAUGCUGCCUUUAUGUUAUUUUUGGACAUUUAAAGUAUUGGUCACCAUUCCUACACCUACAGAGCUGAAAUAUUCUUCUAAACAUAUUUAUUUGUGUUCAGCAGAAGAAAGAAAGUCAUAUACAUCUGGAAUGUCAUGAGGGUGAGUAAAUGAUGAGUGAAUUUUACUUUUGGUUGAACUAUUCUUUUAAUGUUUUUGGUAUUAUGUCACCUAUUUUGUUUUUCAGUGAGGCAAUGAAUGCUCUCUGAUUAUUUUGUAAAGUCUGUAGCUCUGUGAAACAGAUAAAUUUGUGUCAGAAUCUGGCUGUUUGCCUGCAAAUUUGUGAAAUUUUAUGUUAUAUUUCAAAGGGAAAAUACUCUAUUUAAAUUGUGAGCAUGUCUACAAUAUUUGAUCUUUAUUGUACUUCAGUAAAGGAAUAUGUCUGUCUUUCAGGUAAUAUAGCAAUAUUUCAAUGUUUGGUGUAAGAAUCUGUAAGAAAGGCAUAUGUAUGUGCAUAGGAUGAAAUUACUUGAGUCUGUUGUUCAUGCCAAGCAUCUGUCUGAGUUGUUCUCAAAAUUCAGCAAUGGUAUGAAACUGUAUCCUAAAUCAUAUAACAGAUUCUUCUUUUCCAUGCUCACCAAAUCCAUCAUAAUACAGUGAUCACAGUUUAAAAAUUGCAUUUUCAGAAUGGCAAUGUUUAUAAAUAACUAAUAAAGCAAUUCCAUG
Molecule: messenger RNA, 3864 nt
Organism: Xyrauchen texanus (razorback sucker)
Lineage: Eukaryota; Metazoa; Chordata; Actinopteri; Cypriniformes; Catostomidae
Product: protein sel-1 homolog 1-like
Exons: 16
Coding region: 1-1686 (561 amino acids)
Biological process (GO): ERAD pathway
Cellular component (GO): endoplasmic reticulum membrane
Molecular function (GO): protein binding
Source: RefSeq, a predicted model, not a curated record